GUGUUAAGAUAUUUUUACUGAAAACAAGACAAAAAUACUAAGAAUUUUUUUCUUGAAAAUAAUUUUUUGCAGUGUAUGACUGGUUUUGUGGUCCAGGGUCACAUAUAUUGUGUUGUGUGCUUAUAGUGUGUUUUCUUUUACAUAAUAAUGAAUUUCAUUGUAAUCAUUGACUUUACGCGCUGUUUUCUGCAGUAUGGUGCUUUGGCACUGUUCGGUUGAGCUGGUGUUGUAGGGACUGUUAGAUGUGCAGUCGACAUUGUUGAGGGUUUUAUGCUGAGUAUUUUCGUGUUGUUGACUGGCCUGCCCACUUUUGAUGGGCCGUUAUUCAACAUUUUUCUUGUCCUGCUGUAAUGUUUUCUUCAUCUGAUCUUUUGUCCCCACCACUUUUCAAAACAAACUGACGCCCCUGAAGUGCAUUUUUGAUGUUUUUGUGUUGUAAUUUUAGUUUUUUGUGAAGUCACCAGUGAUCAGUGUUUCCUUUGUUAUGCAUGCACCACAUUUAACUCAAUGUAUUUCUCUCCACUAUAAUGAAGAUACACGUGAACAGUGUAGUUUCUUGUGUGCUUCUGUGGAGAAUUAAGUUCAUUCAUUGAGUGACAUAGAGUCGGUCCCGAAUACCUUUUCAUUACACCUUGUUAUAUAAAGUUAAAUAAGAUUCAGUCUUUAUGAACACCAAGUGAACUUAAUUGUUUAAGUGCACUGUACAAACUCCAAGUUUGGUGAACUUAACAAUUUAAGUUCAGUUUAUGUGGCCACCAAGUUAGGUGAACUGAAAUAUAUAUGUUUUUGGGAGACCCAUUACUUAAUUGAAUUAAGGGAAUGAGUUUAUUCAAUCAAAUGAGUUCAGUCAACUUGUUAGGGGUUUCAGUGCAGUAAUGAGUUAAAUAUUAACUGCUGUCACAGUGCAUGCUAAGAAAAUGUAUUGUGUUGAGAAAAUGUAUAUAUAUUUUUUAAAUGUAUACAGAACCGUUUAAAAAAUUUAAAUAAAGGAUAGAUCUCUAAAAAUCUGAUAUUUUGAACUGUGAAAUGUUGUUUAGGCAUGUUUUUGAGGUAACACUUUACAAUAAGGUUGUAUUUGUUAACAUUAGCCAAUGGUUUAGCUCACAUGAACUAACAAUGGGAAAUAUAGUUGAUUGGCAUUUGUUAUCUUUUAUUAAUUUAUUUAAAAAAUGUAUUAUGUUAGUUAGUGCCAAUACAGUUAUUUAUGUUAUUUUGUUCUGCAAUACUUAAUGUUAACAGUUACAACUUUUGAUUUAAAAAUAAUGUAUUAGUAAAUGCUAAAAUGAACAUGAUCUAAGAUUAAUAAAUGUUUCAUUGUUAGUUCUUGUUAACUAAGGCAUGAACUUAUGGUAACAAAUACAAUCUGAUUGUAAAGUGAUACCGUUUUUAGUUUUAUCUGACCUGAUUUUGCUGAUUCACAGUUUUAAGAUUCUUCAAACUGAAGAAUGCAAUGUGGAUUAUUCAAAAUACCUUUGAUCACCACUAGAGAGAAGCAUUCCCUUCUGUUAUAUGCAGUAUAUUUUAGAUUUCCCUUUAGGGUUUGCGGUGACUGAGUUCAUUGUAAUGCAUGCACAGCACAUCUUCAUUGAAAAGACAAAUGUUUUAUUUAAAGAUGUCCAAAGUGAAUAUCACGCUUAGUGUUCUGAUUUCUGUUGCGACUUAAAGAUAAAAGAUGCUGAUGUUGAUACAACACCUGCAGGGAUAAUAGCUGCAGUACAAAAUACAUUGUUUAUUGUUCUGUGCAAUAAACUAUAUGAUGAAGCUAUGCAUGUUUUUCCACUGACAGGCUCUUUAAAUCUGUCCUCACUGCCCUUUCUGUCUCUCUCUCGCUCUCUCUCUCUCUCUCUCUCUCUCUCUCUCUCUCCUGCAUCACAUUUCUAAUCCAUUUCUUUAAUUCCCCCCCGAGAAUCUAUCCCACCCUGGACUGGAAGGCAAUCGAUUAGCUGUGUCAGUAAAAAGCUCCGCGUCAGAGUCUCGCCAACUGCUAUAAAAGCCCUGCCCGUGCCUCUGCAUCCUCACAGAAGUCUCUUCACAGCAGCAACUGCACUGCGGUAUCUCUUCUGCUCUCUUCUCUCCUCUCAACGAUCAUGAGCUCCAUCGGGUACAACCCCUAUUUCCCGGCCACGCAGCGGAGACGGGUGGUGGUACGCAGCGGGACGAGCCUGGCUGCAGGAAGCCCCCGUUCUCGUUCCGUCUACCAGAGCUAUGCAUCGCCGGCCCGCGCUCCCGUUAUCUCCUACAGUGGUGCGAUGCAUUACUCCGCUCCCUCACCGGACCUGGACCUGAGCCAGGCUUCUCAGCUGAGCUCGGAGUUCAAGGAGGUGCGGACUCAGGAGAGAGUCCAGCUCCAGGAUCUCAACGACCGCUUCGUGAGCUUCAUCGAACGCGUGCACGGGUUGGAGCUCCAGAACCGUGCCCUGGAGGCCGAGCUGCUCCUGCUCCGUCAGAGGCACUGCGAACCCUCACGUCUCAGGUCGUUCUACGAGCAGGAGGCCAGGGACCUCAGGGCGGCGGUGGAUGAGGCACGUAGGGAGCGCCAGGCUGCUCUGGAAAGGCGGGAUCGUCUGGAGCAAGCCCUCAAGGCUCUGCAGAGUCGUUACGAAGAAGAGGUCCUGUCCCGCGAGAAGGCAGAAGGCCACCUAGUGGAGGCCAGGAAGGGUGUGGAUGAGGUGUCAUUGGCCUGCUCCGAGCUCGACAAAAGAGCCGAUAAUCUUCUGGACGAGCUGGCCUUCCUGAAGAGACUCCAUGAGGGUGAGAUCGCCGAGCUGCAAGCCCAGGUGCAGUACUCCGCGCAGGUAUCGGUGGAGAUGGAGGUGGCCAAACCGGACCUCUCCACGGCGCUCCGAGACAUCCGAUCCCAGUAUGAGAACCUGGCUCAGCAAAACAUCCAUGCGGCGGAAGAGUGGUUCCGUGGGAAGGUGAGCACCAUGGCGGAUGACACGGCAAAACACACGGAGAACAUCCGCAGCGUCAAAGACGAGGCAGGAGAGUAUCGCCGCCUGCUGAAAGCUCGAGACCUUGAGAUCGAAGCGUGCCAAGGCCUUAAUCAGUCUCUGGAGAGACAACUGCAAGAGGUGGAGGAUAAACAGAGCGGAGAGAUCGCAGGCAUGCAGGAUACCAUCAGUGACUUGGAGAAUGAACUCAGGUCCAUGAAGAAUGAAAUGGCCCACUAUCUCAAAGAGUAUCAAGACCUUCUCAAUGUUAAAAUGGCUUUGGACAUUGAGAUUGCUGCUUACAGGAAGCUUCUAGAAGGCGAAGAAACGCGCUUCAACGUUGGAGGUAUCGGCGGUAUCUCCAGUGUGUUUUCUCCCUCUAUAGCCGCCACUCCUUCCUUCGGACGUCCCGUGUUCUCCGUGCAUUCCAGCCUGAGCUCUGGCGCCCCCUAUCUAAUGGGAACCAGACUGAUGAGCUACUCUGCCGCAGCAGAUGAGAUCGUAGAAGCCAGCCGGGCACAGGAAGCAGGAGCGAGCCCGGUGAAAGAGGAAGAAGAGGAGGAGGAAGAGGCUGAGAAGGUGGAAGAUGAGGAGAAGGAAGAGGAAGAAGAGGGUGAAAAGGAGGAGGAAGAAGAGGAAGGUGAGAAGGAGGAAGAAGGAGAGGAGGGAGAAAAAGAGGAAGAAGAAGAGGGCGAGGGAGAAGGUGAGGAAGAAGCAGAAAAAGAAGAAGAGGAAAAAGAGGAGGGUGAAGAGGGAGGAGAAGAAGAAGAAGAAGGUGAGGAUGAAGGAAAACAGGAAGAGGAAGGAGAUGCUGAGAAAGAGGAAGAAGGUGGAGAGGGCGAGGAAGCUGAAGAGGAGGAAGCAAAGGAUGACGAUGGAAAAGAAAAAGAGGAAGAACCAAAGAAGGGAGGAGACGCUGAGAAAAGCAAACCAAAAGAAAAGUGAACAGACAAGACCAAAAUCCCUGGUGCUAGAGGUGAUCAAACCUCAUCUGUGUAUCUUAUACAUGCUGAUAUCUCUGUACCCUUCUGCUCAGAUUCAUCUCAAAUUAAAGCAAACCACACUGCACCCAAACAAGAAUAACUUAAUGCUAAUAUAGAGGUUCCCAAAGCUCUGUAUGCAUGAACAUAUAUGCCUUACAUUUGUGCUUGGCAGGGAAUUUUGUUUGUUGUUUUUUAUUAAAGAGCAAAAAAAUGUGCGUUGUGUUGUUCACCUUCAGUUUGACACUGUGAACUGCCUCUCUGAAUACACAAGUGUGCUUAGUAUUGAAAAUGCCUUAGACCUAUUGUCCGAGCCUCAUUGCCUACUAAUAAAACUUGACUUAACCCUCUCUA
Molecule: messenger RNA, 4267 nt
Organism: Paramisgurnus dabryanus
Lineage: Eukaryota; Metazoa; Chordata; Actinopteri; Cypriniformes; Cobitidae
Gene: neflb
Product: neurofilament light chain b
Biological process (GO): neurofilament bundle assembly
Cellular component (GO): intermediate filament; axon; cytoplasm
Molecular function (GO): structural constituent of postsynaptic intermediate filament cytoskeleton
Source: RefSeq, a predicted model, not a curated record